Molecule: messenger RNA, 1131 nt
Organism: Cucumis sativus (cucumber)
Lineage: Eukaryota; Viridiplantae; Streptophyta; Magnoliopsida; Cucurbitales; Cucurbitaceae
Product: L-galactono-1,4-lactone dehydrogenase, mitochondrial-like
Exons: 2
Coding region: 127-1023 (298 amino acids)
Molecular function (GO): galactonolactone dehydrogenase activity; oxidoreductase activity, acting on the CH-OH group of donors, oxygen as acceptor; FAD binding
Source: RefSeq, a predicted model, not a curated record
AUUUCCAAAUUUGAAGUCAUGUCAUCUCCCAACUUCGAAUUUUGAAGUUCAAACAGCCAAAUUGAAUUCCUUUGUUGGGCUGGGGAAUCCAUAAACCCAAGAAUCCAUCUCAAACCACGCUAUCAAAUGCUCAACUUUCUCUCUCUCCGCCGAUCCAUCCAUUACUUCCGCCACCGCCGUCUGCAAAUCUCACCCACCGCCGCCAUUUCCAAACCCCCUUUCAAUCCCCCUCGCCCAUUUUCCACUGUUUCUCCUUCACCUUCCUCCUCCUCCUUCGAUUCCGAGCUUCGUAAGUACCUCGGCUAUGGUGCUCUCGUCAUUUUCUGCGGCGCCGCCACUUACUACUCCUUCCCUUUUCCCGAAAACGCCAAGCACAAGAAGGCCCAGAUCUUCCGAUACGCUCCACUGCCUGAGGAUCUUCACACUGUGUCCAAUUGGAGUGGAACUCAUGAGGUUUGGACCAGAGUGUUUCACCAGCCGGAGAAUUUGGAGCAGCUUGAGCAAGUGGUGAAACAGGCUAAUGAGAAGAAGGCUAGGAUUCGGCCUGUUGGCUCCGGGCUUUCGCCUAAUGGGAUUGGAUUAUCGAGGAUGGGGAUGGUGAAUUUGGCGUUGAUGGAUAAAGUUUUGGAAGUAGAUAAGGAGAAGAAGAGGGUUAGGGUUCAAGCGGGAAUAAGGGUUCAACAGCUUGUGGAUGGAAUCAAGGAGUAUGGGCUUACUUUGCAGAAUUUUGCUUCUAUCCGGGAGCAGCAGAUUGGUGGCAUCAUUCAGGUUGGUGCACAUGGUACUGGGGCAAAAUUGCCUCCUAUUGAUGAGCAGGUUAUUGCUAUGAAAUUGGUCACGCCUGCCAAGGGUACUAUAGAGAUUUCCAAAGAUAAAGAUCCAGAGCUUUUUCUUCUAGCUCGCUGUGGUCUUGGGGGGCUUGGAGUGGUUGCUGAAGUAACCCUCCAAUGUGUUGAGAGACAGGAACUCGUGGAGCACACGUAUAUUUCAAACAUGAAAGACAUCAAGAAGAACCACAAGUAAUUGUGUACUUUUUGAUAGUUAGUUUUAUGCAGUUCUAUAGUAUGUUAGACUUCAGUUUACAACUCAUCUUAUUUAUUUAUUAUUAUUAUUAUUAUUAUUUGACAAUAU